This is a messenger RNA of Mytilus trossulus (common blue mussel), 4173 nucleotides long. Its product is annotated as arginyl-tRNA--protein transferase 1-like. Gene Ontology annotation, cellular component: cytoplasm. Gene Ontology annotation, molecular function: arginyl-tRNA--protein transferase activity. NCBI's taxonomy places the organism in Eukaryota, Metazoa, Mollusca, Bivalvia, Mytilida, Mytilidae. The coding region runs from base 161 to 1669 and encodes 502 amino acids. Gene Ontology annotation, biological process: protein arginylation. The transcript is spliced from 10 exons. The record is from RefSeq and is a predicted model, not a curated record.
UCCUUUUUUGGGGUUUCCAACUUAAAGAUUAGAUUUCGAAGUUACUUUUUGUUCAUUAUUUAGUCAAACCUUCUUUUGGAAUCAAUGAAAUAAUUUUUAAGCGUUUUUAUUUAAUAAUUUGUCAAAGUGAAAGUAGCUUUCUGCACUGAAUAUCCUUAUCAUGGCGUCCAAGGAUUCAUACGGAAUCGUUGAAUGGUAUGGCAAUGGAAACGGACACCGCUGUGGUUAUUGUAAAAGUCCAAAUGGCAACAUUUCAGAUGGAAUGUGGGCACAUGCCUUGACUGUACAGAACUAUCAAGAUCUAAUUGACAGAGGAUGGAGAAGGAGUGGGAAGUACUGUUACAAACCGCUAAUGAACAAAACAUGCUGUCCACAUUAUACCAUAAAAAUGGAGGCACUAAAUUUUCGGAUGAAUAAAUCUCACAAGAAGAUAAUCAAACAGGUCAACAAAUAUCUUAUACAUGGGAUAAAACCAGGAGAGGUUAAAGGUCAAGAUCAGGAUGGCGCUCGAGAUGCCCCUCAUUCAGAAGCAGGAAAUGUGCCAGAAGGGGAAACACCAACUGUUGAAGGGGAGACUACUCCGGGAGUACAAAAUACAGAAACCUUAUCACCUCCUAAACCAGAAACAGUGAAGGAUUGUUCAAUGGAAAUAAGUAAAUCAGAAGAAGCUUCAAAAUCAAAAAAGGAAAUCAGAAAGGGGCAGGGAGCAGAUCCAAACAAACCACCAUGUCGUAAAGCUAAAGAUAUCAGGAUGGAGUUAAAAAAGAAAAAAUUACUAGCGGCAGGCAAGGAUCCGCAGGAAGUGGAAGAAAUGUUUCAGAAGAAGACCGAUCCUACAGAUGGGGUUAAAACUCUAGAGGACUAUCUAAAUGAACCUUCUAACACAGAAAAAAGUGCUCAUAAAUUAGAGAUUAAACUGAUUAGGAGUAACCCACGGCAACGUCCAGAAUUUGUUGACAGUUUUAAAGAAUCCCAUCUAGUCUUUAAGAAAUACCAAAUGUCCAUACAUCAUGAAGAUGAAAGUGACUGUGAUCUAAGUCAAUUUGAAAAUUUUCUAGUUGAUUCUCCACUCAAGGAGACAAAAGGAGAAGAUAAAACACAUGGUCGUGUGUCCAUGGGAUAUGGAUCCUUUCAUCAGCAUUAUAUACUGGAUGGGAAAAUUAUAGCUGUUGGUGUGGUAGACAUUCUCCCCCACUGUAUAUCAUCUGUAUAUUUAUACUACCAUCCUGAUUAUUCAUUUCUAGCUCUAGGAACCUAUACAGCCUUACAGGAAAUUGCAUUUACAAGAUCCUUAAAUAAGAUGGAUGAAGAACUGAAAUAUUAUUAUAUGGGUUAUUAUAUACAUUCCUGUUCUAAAAUGGUAUACAAGGGUCAGUAUUAUCCUUCCUUGCUUUUAUGUCCUGAGACUUUCACAUGGCAGUCUAUAGAGAAAUGUAGACCGAAAUUAGACCAGAACAGAUAUUCUAGAUUGGCUCCAGAGGGAGUUGAGGAUGAAAAUCUAAAUGUACCAGACGAUCAGAUUACAAUUCUUUUUAUGAGGCAGUUAAUGAACUAUACUAUAUAUACACAACUUAACCCUAAGGCCAAAGAUGCUAAAGCUGUUAAACAGUACUCUCAACUCGUUGGCAAAAAAGUGGCUUCAAAUAUGAUGUUAUUCAGAUCUGGUUAACAACAAUUUAUCUGUCAGGUUUUUGUUAGCCUUAGUUGACAAUGUUUUCCUGUGGUAACAGUCUUUUCUAUCACGUUCUAAACUAUGUAUUAUUUAUAUCAUGUUUAUUUGAUUUUUAAUGACCAUACCUACUUAAUCCUUUAACGUUUAACCACAGUGAUUUAAGAAUAUGUAUGCUGUAUAUUGUUAAAGGUUGUGCUCAGACUUUCAGAAAACCUUGUCAAAUUGUAUUUUGUAAUGUCAAACCAGUCAUUAUGAUGUUGUACUGUUAUCUGUUUGAAUUUUUAAAGAUUAAUAGAUUACAAUGUAUAGAAUCAUAUUCAAAACAGUGUGGUCCUGGCCAUUGAUUGACGACCUAAAUUAUCCCAUUGACUAGGACAGAUUAGGUGAACGUUUGUCGGUAACAAUCACUGCUCACUAUGUACUUGUUAAAGACACUGAAUCUGUGGGGUCACCAAAGGUUCUCAACACCUAAAUAAAGCAAUUCGAAAAACGAAUCCGGAAUAAUACGAUGUGUUGAUUUAUAUUAAUAAUAUAAAUCAAAAUAUAAAGGUUAUUCCUGAAUAAUUUUUCGAAUUAUUUUAUUAUUAAAGGCGGUUAGAACCUUUGGUGACCCCACAGUUUAAAUUCUAUAAUAAGUAAGAAGUGAGCAAUGGUCAUUACAGACAAACGUUCACCUAAUCUGUCCCAGUCAAUGGGAUAAUUUAGGUCGUCAAUCAAUGGCCAGGACCACACUGUUUUGAAUAUGAUUCUAUGUUAUGAUAAGUUAUGUAUGCAAGAUGUAUAGUUUUGUAUUAUUUUGUUUGUUUGGAAGAUUUUCAUUUUCAUGUUCAGAAAAGUACACAUAUAUAUGUCUGCAGUGCUGUACACAUGUAUAGGUCUGUAGUGCGGUACACAUAAAUAUAUAUAUCUGUAGUGCGGUACACAUAUAUAUAUCUGUAGGUGUGAUACACAUAUAUAUGUCUGUAAUGCGGUACACAUAUAUAUGUUUGUUACUAAGUGUGAUACACAAUAUACAUAUACCUAGCAAGGUCAAAGGGUUAAGAAAUGACCAAUAUUUCUCACGCAGUUUCUUUUCUUUAUUUUGUACAUGUACCAUAUUAAACCCCUUAAUGUAAACCCCAACCAGACCCUAAAACCCAUUUUCUUGUACACAACAGUGUGUCCUUGAUUUACCUUCAUCAGGUUUGUAAAACCAAGAACAGAGGAACCAUAGUUGUCAACUUUGAAUGAGGAAGUUACAACAUAAAAUAAUAUGAAUGAGAUAGGAGGAGGUAUCAUAAGACCCGCCUGAAAUUGUAAUAAAAUUAAAAUUUUCAAGCCUUUUAAAAUGAUGCUAAUGUUUAAAUUGUUAAAUGAACAUGCUGGUAUUAUCUGGACUCAUUUAAUGCAGAAAGGUUAUUUCAUAAAUAUAUUGAACAAAUUUUACCUUAAAUUCAAAAUGUGAAUUUUAAAAAAAUCAAAAAUUUUAAAUGUGAAAAUCAAAAACACCUUAAAUUUAAUUAAAAUGUGAAUUUAUAAAAAAAUCUAGAAUUCAAAAUGUGAAAUUUAAAACAACUAUAGAAUUUAAAACGUGAAAUUAAAAAAAAUCUAGAAUUUAAAAUGUGAAAUUAAAAUAAAUCUAGAAUUUUAAAUGUGAAAUUAAAACAAAUCUAGAAUUUAAAUUGAUACUAUAAGUGUGAAGAGCAUUAGUUCAGGAACAAAAUAGGCUAAAAUAUUGGUAGGUAAAGGAGUCCCUUUUCUAGAUAGUUGAUAUUGAAAGAUGGAUAGAAAAGGCUGACUCUAACUUUUACUUUAUAUUUGCAUUGGCUUUAUUUGGGUCCCAAAUAAUUAAAAAAAAAAAAAUCUAGAAUAUGGUUAAAUUUUGGUAAAUGACCUUUUAUGAGCUAUUGACAUCUUUCAUGAAAAGAAAAAUGGGUGUUAUGGGGCAAAUAGUUUACCCUGUAUUGAAUGAAAAAACAAAAACAACAAGUAGUCACAGAACAUCUGACAAGAAUUCUUAAACCUCGCCUUAUCUUAAAUGGUAAUUUUACACAUAUAUUUUUGUCAAACUAAUAUGGUAUUACACAAGAAGAUAUUUUUACGCACUUUUGCGUCUUAGUAAAAUACAUCUUGUAGCAUAGCAUAUGAUUAGUAAAUGCCUUGGCUCAUGUUAAAUUUUUAUAAAUAACAAGAUCUGAAAAUGAUGCUCUUUUGAUAAUUAACAGUUCAUUGAGAUAUUUUUUGAAGUUAUAUAUUAAAUAUCUCAAGUUAAAAUGGUAAUAGGCAGAAUUUUUAAAUUAGAGGGGGGUGGGGGGGUAUUUCUUGUAACAGAAGAAAUGUAUAUUUAAAAUUAUGCAUAUAAGAACCACUUACUACUCUUCUGAUUGUACUCUCAGGAAUAAAUAACACACCAGUAAACGUAGCUGUGACAACCUAGUCAUAGAAGCUGCAAAAUAUAUAGGUUUAUUGUACAAAAUAACCUGCUCAAACACUUGUUUAUCAAAAAAAAAAAGAUAAUAUAA